Rhododendron vialii is the source of this 1058-nucleotide messenger RNA. RefSeq lists its product as uncharacterized. Lineage: Eukaryota; Viridiplantae; Streptophyta; Magnoliopsida; Ericales; Ericaceae. The record is from RefSeq and is a predicted model, not a curated record. Bases 133 to 738 code for a protein of 201 amino acids. The transcript has 4 exons.
CCACGCAACACUUGGCUUUACAGGUGUAACCUUUCCCCUUCUCUCCUCCUCUGCCAACGCAUCAUCCAAACAGAGACUCCUCUCUCUCCAUCUCUACGUUUCCUUCUCCGUAUCCAUAACCCAAUUUGGGCGAUGGCGAAGAAGCGAAAAUCCGACGCGACGCGGCUGGAAGAGGUGGAUCGGACGAUGUACACCUCCUUUUGCAGCGCUGCGAAUUCUCUCUCGCAGCUCUACACGCAGUCCAUGAACCAGCAGCGGCUUUCCUUCCAAGCCGGUGAACGUCACAGCCUGGAGAAACUUUACGAGUGGAUUUUGAGACAACAAGAAAGUGGAACACGAGUGAAUACCAUUGAUGUAGUCGCAUACUUGCAGAAUGAGCUCGAGUAUGGGUUAGAAGAGCACCAACACCCUCAAACUGCAAUGCACUUAGCUAACACAAGUUUCCCAGUUUCUUCUACUUCAUUUGGUCCAACAACUGCAGCACAGGGACCACGUUCAGCUCAUUUUGAUCACUAUCAACCAAAGACUUCUGUUUUCUCCAAUGCUCUCUCCAGUCCAGUUCGUCGGAGUCUUCAGCAAUAUCAUUUGCCACAGGGUAAUUACUUUCCCAACAAUGUUAUGCAAUCCGGAAAUGGAGCAAGAAAUAAUGAAACACUUUCCCCUAAUAACCUAAUCCGGGAUUCCAAUGACUUGUUGAUGGACAUGCAUUCUGAUAGCCCUGGCCAGGAAUCUUCUUAAAUGAUUCUUUGGCCGUUAUUUGAAGUUACUGAAGUUGCUGCCCUUUCAUCAAGGAAUCUAUCCUUUGAAAAAGGAUAUGUCUACAGAAUAAGCAUGCCAUGCUCAUUAUUUAGCAAGCGGCCAGUAAUCUUCUCUGUUACAAUGUAAGGUCCUGUUACGACUGUUCUAUAGGUCUUGGGUUUCUUGUGUUAAUAGUUUAGUAGUUUGUUUUAAUUUCUGGACGUGUGCUAAUUGAAGGGAUGUCCUUAGUUAAAAAAGACCCAUGCAUUUAUUUGUGAUAUUCCAUUUAUUUCUCUACUCUAAAUAAUGUUUGUGGAAAA